Apodemus sylvaticus (European woodmouse) is the source of this 2634-nucleotide messenger RNA. RefSeq names its product grainyhead like transcription factor 3 (gene Grhl3). The transcript is spliced from 16 exons. Gene Ontology annotation, molecular function: RNA polymerase II cis-regulatory region sequence-specific DNA binding; DNA-binding transcription activator activity, RNA polymerase II-specific. The record is from RefSeq and is a predicted model, not a curated record. The coding region runs from base 178 to 1986 and encodes 602 amino acids. Gene Ontology annotation, biological process: regulation of transcription by RNA polymerase II. Gene Ontology annotation, cellular component: nucleus. NCBI's taxonomy places the organism in Eukaryota, Metazoa, Chordata, Mammalia, Rodentia, Muridae.
CGCCGCAGGGGACCGCUGUCAGCAAAAUCUUCUACAUCCGAAGCGCGACGUCGAGCAAACACUUCCCCGGGCAGGGAGGGAAUGUCUGUGUCGGAGGAGAAUUAGAGACAAGCAGUCAGCAGCGCCUGCGAGCCAACGAGAGACGGAGACGGAUCGCUGGAACCUCGGAGACGGACGAUGUCGAAUGAACUUGAUUUCAGGUCUGUGCGGCUGCUGAAGAAUGACCCCGUUAGCUUCCAGAAGUUUCCCUACAGCAAUGAGGAUGAGGCCUGGAAGACGUACCUGGAGAACCCUUUGACAGCCGCCACCAAGGCCAUGAUGAGAGUCAACGGGGACGAGGAGAGCGUGGCCGCUCUGAGCUUUCUCUACGACUACUAUAUGGGUCCCAAGGAAAAGCGGAUACUGUCCUCCAGCACUGGUGGCCGGAAUGACCAAGGAAAGAAGUACUACCACAGCAUGGACUAUGAGUCGGAUCUUGCCCCCCUUGAGAGCCCCACGCACCUCAUGAAAUUUUUGACAGAGAGCGUGUCUGGAAGCCCAGACUACGCAGACCAACUCAAGAAGAACAACCUGCUAGGCUUGGAGGGGGCUCUACCCACCCCCGGCAAGACCAAUACCGUCCCCCCGGGUCCAAGUAAGCUGGAAGCCAGCUCCAUGGACAGCUACCUCUUGCCCACCAGCGACAUGUACGACAACGGCUCCCUCAACUCAUUAUUUGAGAGCAUUCAUGGGGUUCCACCCACACAGCGCUGGCAACCAGACAGCACCUUCAAAGAUGACCCACAGGAGUCGCUGCUUUUCCCUGAUAUCCUGAAGACAUCCCCAGAACCCCCAUGUCCGGAGGAUUAUCCAAGCCUCAAGAGCGACUUUGAAUAUACCCUGGGCUCCCCCAAAGCCAUUCACACCAAAGCAGGGGAGUCACCCAUGGCCUACCUCAACAAGGGACAGUUCUACCCGGUCACCCUACGCACACCAGCGGGAGGGAAAGGCCUCGCUCUGUCCUCCAGCAAAGUCAAGAGCGUGGUGAUGGUUGUAUUCGAUAACGACAAGGUCCCCGUAGAGCAGCUUCGCUUCUGGAGACACUGGCAUUCCCGGCAACCCACCGCCAAGCAGCGCGUCAUCGACGUCGCGGACUGUAAAGAAAACUUCAACACGGUCCAGCACAUCGAGGAGGUGGCCUAUAACGCGCUGUCCUUUGUGUGGAAUGUCAACGAGGAAGCCAAAGUGUUCAUCGGUGUCAACUGUCUGAGCACAGACUUCUCCUCGCAGAAGGGGGUGAAGGGUGUCCCCCUGAACUUGCAAAUUGACACUUAUGACUGUGGAGCAGGCACUGAGCGCCUGGUACACCGUGCUGUCUGCCAGAUCAAGAUCUUCUGUGAUAAGGGAGCAGAGAGGAAGAUGCGUGAUGAUGAACGGAAGCAGUUUCGAAGGAAGGUCAAGUGCCCAGACUCCAGCAACAAUGGCAUCAAGGGCUGCCUGCUGUCAGGCUUCCGGGGCAGCGAGACCACAUACCUGCGGCCAGAAGCUGACCUGGAGACCCAGCCCGUGUUGUUUAUCCCUAACCUGCAUUUCUCCAGCCUCCAGCGCCCAGGAGGGGUUGUCCCCUCAGCAGGACACAGCAGCUCUGACAGGCUGCCUCUGAAGCGCACCUGCUCACCCUUUGCUGAGGAGUUUGAGUCUCUUCCCUCCAAACAGGCCAAGGAAGAUGACCUUCAGAGAGUUCUGUUGUAUGUGAGGAGGGAGACAGAGGAGGUGUUUGAUGCACUCAUGUUGAAGACCCCGGACCUGAAGGGACUGAGGAAUGCGAUCUCUGAGAAGUACGGCCUCCCCGAAGAGAAUAUUUGCAAAGUGUACAAGAAAUGCAAGCGAGGAAUCCUGGUCAACAUGGACAACAACAUUAUCCAGCACUACAGCAACCACGUGGCCUUCCUGCUGGACAUGGGUGAGCUGGAUGGCAAGGUCCAGAUCAUCCUGAAGGAGCUCUGAGGGCCCAGCGCCAACCAUCCCGAACACAGGGCCUGGCUCAAGCCUCUUCGUACAACCUCUUCUGUGUUGGCUGGUACUUGAAAUGCCUUUCUCGGGAGAUGUGGUCUCGCAAACAGCAGACUCAGCGAUAUCUGAGCUAGGAAGAGACCAAGAAGGUUCCAGGAUCUAAACGUCCCACCGAGGCUUGAACUCACUCCAGAGAGCCCUGCAAGCACCCAACCCACCAGAGACACAGAGUCUAAUCAAUACAGACCCAACUGCCUGCUUUCUCUUCUAAGUCCCGCCGCAGAGGUCCCUACAGGGUACGGGGUCACACCACCCUCCCCGCAGGGCUACACGCGCUGUCCUGAUUGGCUCUGACGUUCACCCUUCAUCCUUCCACCAACUUCAGACCAAAGAAUUCUCACACUUUGGCCAGUUAACUUGAAACCUCGUGACUUUCAGAGGCCCUUGGAGAGGAAGCUUUCUCAUUGACUUCCUUGGCACAAGAUGUAAGUCGCCAUCAUCGAGCUGAGAAGAACAAAUCCCCUUGCCACCUACUGCUGUACACAUUUCUUAUUUACAGUUUUCAUUAUGUGAUAUAAAUAUAUAUAUAAGUAUAUAUUGUGUACAUAUAUGCAAUAUUUUGUAUGUUCGUGUUACAUUUUU